AAUAGAGAUUUCCGUGUGAUAUGCACCAAAACCCUCUCCGUCAAGAUCAACCAUGCACUUUUCUUCUUCACUCUAAAUCAUUUUAUCAACUUAUAAAGUACCCCACACCCCCCCCCCCACCCCACCCCGGUGUUUCCGGUUCACUUUUUCGCUUUUUUGAAGCAUAUAUUCAUACUUGCAGUUCCAUACAAUUUUCUUCACCAAGCUUCUCAUCAAUCACCUCUCUCUCUCAUACAUGGCUCAAGUCCAAGAAAACAACGCCUCAUCAGGGAUCAAGUUAUUCGGAGCCACAAUCUCACCCAAAGAAAGAUCACAGCCAAAAGCCGAUCACGAUCACAAUAAUCAGACGGCGCAGAAAUCCGAUCCGACGGCGGAGAAGCGACCGGACAAGAUCAUCCCUUGCCCUCGGUGCAAGAGCAUGGAGACCAAAUUCUGCUACUUCAACAACUACAACGUCAACCAGCCGCGCCACUUCUGCAAGGGCUGCCAGCGCUACUGGACCGCCGGUGGCGCCCUCCGAAAUGUGCCCGUCGGCGCCGGCCGCCGCAAGGCCAAGCCGCCCUGCCUGCAGCCCGCCUUUUCGGAAGGUUGCCUGUUCGACCCCUCCUCCGCUGGGGUGCAGCAGCUUGACUUCGACGCGGUCGUGGCCAUGGGGGAGUGGCAGGCCGCCGACCACGCCGGUUUCCGGCAUCUCUUUCCCGGGAAGAGGCGGAGAUGCGCCCCCAAUAGUCAAACUUGUUGAUCAUCUCUUCUAGUUUGUCUUGUAGUUCGCACAAAAAAAAAUUAAAUAAAUAAAUUAGAGAAAAAAAAAGAUAUUCUAUUAACUAA
This is a messenger RNA of Salvia miltiorrhiza (redroot sage), 828 nucleotides long. RefSeq names its product dof zinc finger protein DOF1.5-like. The transcript has a single exon. The record is from RefSeq and is a predicted model, not a curated record. The coding region runs from base 236 to 742 and encodes 168 amino acids. NCBI's taxonomy places the organism in Eukaryota, Viridiplantae, Streptophyta, Magnoliopsida, Lamiales, Lamiaceae. Gene Ontology annotation, biological process: regulation of DNA-templated transcription. Gene Ontology annotation, molecular function: DNA-binding transcription factor activity; DNA binding.